This is a messenger RNA of Hypanus sabinus (Atlantic stingray), 5468 nucleotides long. It is a transcript of the gene cbfa2t3, whose product is annotated as CBFA2/RUNX1 partner transcriptional co-repressor 3. The transcript is spliced from 13 exons. Gene Ontology annotation, cellular component: nucleus. Gene Ontology annotation, biological process: negative regulation of DNA-templated transcription; DNA-templated transcription. The coding region runs from base 158 to 2104 and encodes 648 amino acids. The record is from RefSeq and is a predicted model, not a curated record. Gene Ontology annotation, molecular function: transcription corepressor activity. NCBI's taxonomy places the organism in Eukaryota, Metazoa, Chordata, Chondrichthyes, Myliobatiformes, Dasyatidae.
CACCUUUGGACUCAAGUUGCCAAGGGUUAGCCUGUUAAAAUGAGCUUCUCAGCUAGUUCACUGUAAGGAAUGAAAUUUGCUUCAAGUAGUAGAUUCUUUUUUUCAGCUGUAAAGAUUUCUGGUGGUACAGCACAGCUCGGUAAGCCAUGUGAAUCGUAUGUUGGUGUAUGAAGGAGCCAGGAAUAACCCAAUCAAAGAACUCUGCAGCAAAGCACUUGGUCAUUUGUUAUCAGGAAAAUUUCAAAGAUUCCAGGGCAAUAGAAGAAAAAAACUUGGAACAAUGCCAGAUUCUCCUGCAGAUGUUAAAACUCAGUCCCAAGUGACACCACCAGCAAUGCCACCACCACCUCCUACCAUUAUACAGGGACUUGCUCGAAAUAUUUCCUUCUCUCCUACAACCACAGUGAUGAAUGGGACCAGUCACUUGCCAACUGCUCCAUCUAUCUCCAAAGGGCUCAGAGACAGUCCUGCCACCUCAACCUCUGCCUCUCUUACCAAUCAGCAGUUGCCUGUCACAUGUGCAGCCAGACAACUCACCAAACUGAAACGCUUUCUGACUACAGUGCAGCAGUUCGCCAACGACAUCUCCCCAGAAAUUGGAGAGCGCGUCAGAAGCUUGGUGUUGGGACUCGUGAAUUCUACCCGAACUAUAGAGGAAUUUCACUCAAAGCUUCAGGAGGCAACCAACUUCCCAUUGAGGCCUUUUGUCAUUCCUUUCCUGAAGGCUAAUCUACCACUGUUACAACGAGAACUCUUCCACUGUGCUAGGCUUGCGAAGCAAACUCCAGCUCAGUACUUGGCCCAAAAUGAACAACUGCUUCUAAACAGCAAUAACAGCUUGCCAGUCGACUCCUCGGAAAUCCUGCUGGAAGUCAAUGAAAGUGGCAAACGAAGCACCCCCGACAGGACCAAAGAGAAUGGGUUAGACCAUGACCCAUCACACGCAGACCACUUCAGUAAACGGCUGUGCGUGCACAGUCCUGUGCAGUGUUUCAGUUCCAAAAACAGGCGUGGACACCAGUCUAAUGGACUGUCACAACUGGCACAACCUCAACUGCAGCACUACCGGUUGGAGGACAUGGCUGUAUCCCACCACUACAGAGACUCUUACCGACAGCCAGAGCUCAAGGAGCUCAAGGAUCGACACCGGCCUGCUGCUCCAGGAGUCCAUGGGACUCAGCAGGAAGAAGUAAUUGAUCAUCGUUUAACGGACGGGGAAUGGGCGGAGGAAUGGAAGCACCUGGAUAAUCUCCUGAAUUGUAUAAUGGAUAUGGUGGAGAAGACACGUCGCUCAUUAACUGUGCUGAGGCGUUGCCAGGAAGCUGACCGAGAGGAACUUAAUCACUGGAUCCGUCGCUAUAGUGAUGCUGAAGAUAUGAAAAAAGAAAUACUUGUUGAGAUGCCACGCAGACCCUCACAAGGUUACACUCAGGAAGAGAUCUGGAGAAAAGCUGAAGAGGCAGUGAAUGAAGUGAAGCACCAGGCCAUGACAGAGUUGAAGAAAGCUGUGUCAGAGGCAGAACGCAAGGCCCAUGAGAUGAUCACAGCUGAGCGAGCAAAGAUGGAGAAGGCACUGAGUGAGGCCAAGCGGCAGGCUUCUGAAGAUGCACAGUCUGCCAUUAACCAACAGGAGGACUCCAGUGAGGCCUCCCCCAUCCACACAGCCUCCUGGAGCUGGGAGGACAAGGCAGACGAGCCUGCAGACUUAUCUACCAUUGGCAGGGCCACUCCAUGUUCAUCCAACAGGAGCCACGCUCACUCUGGGGUCAGGCAGAUGGCCUCGAGUGCUCCUCCUUCGGAGAGUUGCUGGAAUUGUGGCCGGAAAGCCAGUGAGACCUGCAGUGGCUGCAACACAGCCCGUUACUGCGGCUCCUUCUGUCAGCACAAGGAUUGGGAGAAGCAUCACCAUGUGUGUGGGCUGAAUGGCCAGGGCCCACAGUCCUCUAGCACAGCCACUAGCUCAUCCUCUGCUACCUCUGGAAGGCUGCUCCGGCCAGAUAUUACCAAUGCUGGGUCUGAAUGUCUUGGAGACACCAGAUCUGUCAUUACCUCUCGCUGUGUCUCUCCAUCCACCAAGAUUCCAGUCGAAACUGCCUCCCACUGAUCAACAAUGCAACUUCUCAACUACCUGACGAUUUCAAUGAACUGACCUCUGACCCCAGCCUGUAAUGAACUGUUUGGACAAGGACUCCUUGAUAUUCAGCAAUAUCCCACAUUUGGUGAGAAUGAGGAAAAUUUCUAACUUGGAAAAGAGAUAUAUGCUGCUUUAAAAAUUCCAAAAAUACUCACUUGGAUACGGCUCACAUACCAGACUACCAAACUCUUUCUUCUCCCACCAACCAACUGAUCAAUUACCCUUUUAAAUUCUUCCUUUGGACCCCCCCCCCCCACUAAUUUGUCUUAUACUCAAAUUUUGCAUCUUUCUUUCUUUGUGAUCCCCACACCCCCAACAUUGCUUCCCACUGGCUCCAAUGACCUUUCUUCCCCUUGUAAACCCAUUUGCUUUACUUCUCUUCCUUUUGAUACCCCUCUCCCCAUUGUAUCUUGCUCUUGGAUUUCCCCAAUCCUUCAUGCCCUCAAAUCAGUACUCCUCUUCUCAUGUACACCUACCCCUACUCCCUUGCCUCUGGAUCCCAGCCUCAUGCUAACAUUCUGGAGAGCUAGACAUUCAUAUUUGAUCGACAUACACUUAUCAUUACCAUUAAACACAGCUAUGAGGUACCAGAUCAAUUCAAAGCACAUUGUUCACAUUCGGACAUGAAGAAGCACUCUCCAUACUACCUUGCUAGCCAGCCAAGAAGGUACCAGAUGCACCUCAGCUCCAGUGUAAAUGCAAAAGCUCUACACACCCCAAAAAGUGUUGCUCUGCCGAAGUCACUCAUAAAGGAGACUUACUGAGGAAGUGUUGGUCCCUCAGCCAUGGUGCUCCUACAGCAAAGGUGCCAGUCUUCUAGAAGGCUGUUUCCAGACUGACUCCUGUCUUUUGUGGAAUUACAGAUUUAUACUGGUUAGACUUGUGAUUGUCAAAUAAUCCAAAGGACACAAAGUGUUGGGUAAAAGAACUACAUGUGAAGCACCCUCUCUCAGUGGCCUCAUCGCCCUGAAUACGAUGAGGAAAGCUAUUCAUGAAUGAAAAUGGUUAAUUUUUAAAAUAUUUUUUAAGCAUGAAUGAAUGUUUGACUUGCUGCAAUCCUUUCUCUACCUCCCUUCAUCUCUCUCGUUUUUCCCUUGUCCAGUGAUCCUCUGUGAUGUUCAGAUAUUUCUUCAAUGAUGACCGUUUUAUUUUCAUGCAUGAAAUGAACUAAAAACUUCCUGCCCAUUUCUCCAUGUUUGCUCCCAACUGUACAUCACUACAUCUUUUUCUAUCUGAGUCCUCGCUAUUUCCUCUCUAUAGCAACAGUAAAGGGACUACAGAUGCUGCCCCCUGGAAUUGAAAGCCAAAUCACCUUCUGACUCCAAAAAUCUGCUUCAAAGAUAGUUAUUACCUAUUAACUGUUCAGUUUUAACUUAUCACAGAAACAGGCCAAAGCUUCAGUUACAAGACCAAACUACAAAAUGGUCAUUCCUGACCCAUAUCAUCAACCACCCUCUGCCCCCAGGAACCAGAGUUCCUCCAGCAUCAGCCACCCGUGGUGUUUCCACUGGGCAUUAUUUUCCUUGAAUAGGUCACUGUUUCUCCGCAGGUGCUGGAUUUGAACACAUGACCAAUUCACUUUGAUCUGCUGCUAUGAUGGGCUGUGCCAUGUUGCAGAGUCAAGCCCGAAGGCUGCUGUCCUGGUGAUUUUCACUAUGGCAUCGCCAUGAGUUUCCAAAGCACCAUCUCUAUUACUACAGGUAUAGUGGGUUUUCUCUCUCAUGCACUGAUACAAGGAAAGUGAAUAGCUGGGUGUAACAGCAGCCUCUGGAUAAUGCUGAUGAUUCAAAAAAAGACCUUUUUGCUCCCAUCCUGAACUUUUUUACUCUUACAUAGCAGAGUACAGUACUGCUCUUCAUGUGGGCCACGUCCCUCACACGCUGCUUGCUGCCCUGUGAAUGUGCCGUGUGUGUGUGGACAUCUAUCAGCCACUGUGGCUAUUGUGUUGAGCACAAGGUGUAUUGUUUUCCAUUACUGAUUGCACUGCUCCAGAGGGGCAGGAAGCUUACUUUAUUUAUCGUGUGAUAAGGAUAAGGUUUAUUUUUUAUAAAUAUCUUAAGAGAUAAUAUAUUCAUAGUCUUGAUUUUAAUUGUGGCCCAUUUUCUGUUUCCAGAUUUUAUAAUCACCCACUCUUUUUUCAGAAUCCCCCUUCCACCCUAAAGCUUACUAAUUACUGCACAAAGCCACAGGCGUUGCCUCCAGGUUUACUGACUCAGAAUAUGAUCUAUCAUCCUUAGGUACAAGGUUACAGAAUGGGCCUUGCUCAAGGGCGUUUGAGUGGUGUCCUGGGUAAUCACGUAGCUGAUUCACCUCACCCUAGCCCAACCACACACCCUCGGGUAAAGAGGAGUAGAUAUCCUAUAAAACUCUCAAGUGGAGGCAAUGAAUACCCAACAAUCCAUCUAGCGACUGAAGGUGGCAACACCUAGAGCUGGAGACCAGGUGGCCUCCAUUCUAACACUAGCAUGUCCCCUUGACUCCGGAUUGCCCCAAGCACUAUGUUUAUUCUCACUCUUAUGUAGAGGAGAAAUAAACGUGUUGAGCUGUGAUCUGGAGCGUAAUUGAUGGGCUGAAUGGCCUAAUUCUGCUCUUAUGUCUUGUAGGAAGGGUAGUACAGAGUGGAAAAUGCCUCCUGAAUCAAAGGGAAUUGAUGCUGACCUCCCAUGUUCAUCUUCACACAGCUAAUGUUGAGCUUGACCUUGCAUCCUCUCUGGCCUGCAGUCUCUUUUAUCUGCUGCCCAAAAAUUGUGAUGAGAAAUGUUAAAACAAGUCGAUUUGCCUGUACUGUAAUCAGAUCACUUUCCAGCAAAGGUAGACCCACAGCUCAAGCAGUAAAACCACCUCUAGUCGGCCAAAAAUAGCACUUUAUAAGAUCUAUUUCCUUCCUCGACCUCACUGGCCCACCCUUUCUGCUGCAGUAUUCCAGGGCAUCUUGCCUCCCUCAUGUUCCAGUGACCACAGCUAUUAAUAACAGAUCAGAGACUAAACCUACCGGCUGUUAUUGUAGUCGUCCAAUGUUGUUCAGGACCUCCUGAGAAAGGUAACACUCACCAGGUAAGGGUUCAACUGGCCUGGCCCACAAUUCUAGUUCAUCUGCUCUGUGUUCAGUCAGCUUUAGUCUUGUGCGUGCCUUCCUCUUCAAUGGCUGCUGUUUGGUUGAGGGUGGUGAACAGCAGAAAUGAGAGCAUUGGUAGAACUAACAAAGUUGAAAUUACAGGAGUGUACCUCUGAGCAAGUAUGUGUGUUCAUUAUAUCCUUUGGGAAUGACACCAGUAUCUCCUCAGAGUGGAUGAAUCUAUUAUAUUGAACAUUCACAGUACAGAAGAUGAAGAGU